AUGAAUGUUCAUGCUGCAACCCUGUUCAAUUCACGCAAAACCACUGUCGGUGAGAAAUCAUCCAAUGCUAUGACUAUUACUGAAAUAUAUGAUCCAUUAGCGGAUCAAUGGACUACUACUGGAAGCAUGGCAACACCACGUAUAUUUCAUACUGCAACUCUGCUCAAUUCGGGCAAUGUUCUUGUUUGUGGUAGUGGAGGAUAUACUGGUUAUACAGCUACAUGUGAAAUAUAUGAUACAUUAACUGGGCAAUGGCACAGUGCUGCAAGCAUGUCAACACCACGUGGUUUUCAUACUGCAACUUUACUCAAAUCGGGCCAAGUUCUUGUCACUGGUGGUAGCACCUUUGAUAUAAACAGUGCUCUGACUAGUUGUGAAAUAUAUGAUCCAUCAAUGAACAAAUGGAGUCCUACUGCAAACAUGACGGGAGCACGUUCUGGUCAUACUGCAACUCUACUCAAUUCAGGAAAAGUACUUAUCACGAGUGAUGCGGCUAGUUCUCAACUAUAUGAUCCAUCAACGGGUCAGUGGAGUACUCUUAAAAGCAUGGGACCAAAAGCACGUUACAAUCCUACUGCAACUAUGCUCAAGUCAGGCGAAGUUCUUGUCAUUGGUGGCGUCGAAUCAGCUAGGUAUUCGGCUACUACUGAAAUAUAUCAUCCAUCAACAGACCAAUGGGAUACUAUUGGAAGUAUGGCAACACCACGUCAAUUUCAUACUUCAAUUCUGCUCAGUUCGGGUAAAGUCCUUGUCACUGGUGGCGUGGGUGAUGCAGAUUUUUUGGCCAGUUGUGAAUUAUAUGAUCCAUCAACGGCUAAAUGGAAAAAUAUUACUAGUAUGACAGAAGAACGUUCGUCUCAUACUACAACUAUGCUCAAAUCAGGAAAAAUUCUUGCUACUGCUGGCUAUGGAUACACAGGUUAUCUUGAUAGUUCAGAAAUAUAUGAUCCAUCAACAGGCAAAUGGAUUCCUAGUGCAAAGCUCUCAACAACACGUGCUUCUCAUACUGCAACCAUGCUCAAGUCAGGCAAAGUUCUUAUCACUGGUGGUGAAAAACAGGGCAGUGCUAGGACUAUUGGUCAUCCAAAAAAAAUAAUAGCCUACGGACAUUUUUAA
Molecule: messenger RNA, 1116 nt
Organism: Rotaria sp. Silwood1
Lineage: Eukaryota; Metazoa; Rotifera; Eurotatoria; Philodinida; Philodinidae
Source: the annotation of a GenBank genome assembly